Messenger RNA from Amphibalanus amphitrite, 3846 nucleotides. RefSeq lists its product as uncharacterized. The transcript is spliced from 9 exons. The record is from RefSeq and is a predicted model, not a curated record. The coding region runs from base 131 to 3199 and encodes 1022 amino acids. Lineage: Eukaryota; Metazoa; Arthropoda; Thecostraca; Balanomorpha; Balanidae.
GGUCUCGGGUCAGACAGUUGGGCGCGGCCGGCGGUGGAGCUGCGUUUUGGUGACGUGUGUGACCUGGGCUGACCCGGACGAACCCAUGGUGGCUUCUUGACAGCAACAUUUCCCGGAUCAAGCCAACGAGAUGGUUAGAUACCUGACGCCGUUUGCAAAAAAGCACGACCUGCUUCGUGGAGAAUGCAUCUCCAAUUGCCCGUUGGUGAUUGAUGGCAAUGAUCUCAUGGCAUCACUUGAGAAAAGGAAAUAUGAUGAAACAGCAGGGGGAGGCAUCUACCAAAGUUAUGCCAGGAACGUGAAAACGUUCUUCUGCGAUUUGCAAAGAUCCGGAAUUUCUCCUGUUGUGCUGCUCCAUGACGAGCUACCCGUCAGACUGGGCAUAUCACGGGUGUCCGUGGAAUUCUUCUUGGAUUUCAUACAGGACCCAGACAAGGACCACGGCUUUCGACGCACUGAGGCUCUAACCAGUCAGCUGCUUUACAAAAACAUAUUUUUGCAGGUACUUCGGCGACUGGAGAUACCGCACAUCGUCUGUUUGAAUGAUGCAACCGCCGAGUUCACUGCGCUGGCCCGAAAACUGGACUGUCCAAUCAUGGGAAUUCAGAACAAGUACCUGACCCAGAACAUAAUCGCCGUCAAGAUACCACGGAAAAGGGCCGUGCUGCAGCUUCGUCGCCCGCCGCCGGGACAGAAGGGAUUCUACAUGCCCUGUGAGGUGUUCCAUCCGGAAAGGUUCCUGAGGAAGUUCGGCAUCUCUGUCGAGAUGCUGCCUCUCGUGUCGACGAUCCCGGGCACCGGUCCACAUCCGCCAGCCCUGUUCGACGCGUUCUUCGAGAAGCUUGAGGAGCAGUACCACUCUGUGGAGCAGAAGCAAUUCCGACGACUGGACCUGCUGAUGCGGUGGCUCUCCGACAAGGAUUCCAUUGAAACUGCCCUGAAAGAGGUGCUCUGCAGCUGCCAAAUUUCCGAGCAGAAAAAGUGGGACAUCGAAGACCAAAUUCACCGAAUCGUCAGCUGCCAAGAAAAAAGCAGUCUCGAGUUUCUCAGGGACGCCAGGACCAUGAUGCUGCCCAAAGGGAUGGUGCUGUGCGACAUAGCUGCUCCCGUGGCUCCUUCGGUCCUAUCUGGCUACACUCCAAGUUCAGCCCCCACUGACCCCACUCCAGUCCCCACUGGCCCCACUUCAGCCCCCACUGACCCCACUCCAGCCCCCUCUGACCCCAGUCCAGCCCCCAUUGGCCCCACUCCAGCCCCCACUGACCCCACUCCAGCCCCCUCCGACUUCAGCUCCACUACAGCCCCCACUGAUCCCACUCAAGCCCCCACUGACCCCAAUCAAGCCCCUUCUAUCCGACCCAUCCCUGACCACAGACCACCACUGUAUGACCCCACUCCACCCGCAGCCAAAACCCGUCCCGCCUGGGUCAAAUUUCCACAUCCGCCGGCACUGCGACAAGCGGCAGCUAGCGGUACCGUGCGCACCAGCUGUCUCAGAGCCGUGUACAAUGUGCCAAUACCAGUGUCACCGUUGGUGGAAGAUCACGGCCUUCCUUUUAGCCGCAUGGCAGCUGUGCCGCUGCAGGCGAGACUCUCGGCGCUGCUGGGAGCUCCGACCCAGCCGCUGGUGCUGCUUGGCGUCCAUAGGGGCGAGGAUCACCAGAUGCUGGCCAGCUGCACGUGGCGCGCGCCACUGCUGGAGCGCGUUCUGCUGGAAGGCGAGCAGAGCCGACUGCGAGCGGCGCUCAGCACGCUACAGCUGCGGCCGAACACGCUGGACGCGCUGCCAGAGCUGCUGCGGCUGCCGGCCGCCGCGCUGGUCGAGUGGCGGCGAGUCACGACCCCCCGCAGCGGGCGAGGUCAGGUGCGCGCCGUGCUGCUGACCCUGCUGGCGAUGACGCCGGCCGGCACGCCGCCCUCGGCGCUCGGCCUGAGCGCUUCAGCGGCCGCCGAGUGGCGAGCCCGAGCCUGGCCAUGGCGCUUUGCACAGCCUUCGCAAGGCCGGAUCGACUGGAAUGCGAUGCACCUUCAGAACGAGCUGCAGGACGUGUACCAGACGGUCCUGAGCGUGAACGAGGUGCUGGACCAGCCCCUGCAGCAGCUGGAUGUGAUCGAUACGAUCCACGUGCCGAUGACGAUGCUAUUCGGCUUUGCCAGCUACGGCUACGACCCCGAGCCUGGAGAAGAGGUGAUGAGCCUGGUCGACGCGGUGGCAGACACUGUCGAGGAGGAGGUCCGCUGGUGGCUGGACAACAGACGACAGGACAGCGGCAGCGCAGGUGUUCCUGCUUGGACGCCCCCACACAGUCGCCAAGGUCCCUCCAGCUCGGAGCACCCGGAUCUGGGGGCAGUCAGAGAGCUCACCGGCCUCAUCAACAAGCUGACCGGCGAGAACGCGCCGCGCCUGCUGGAGAAGAUGCGCCACGUCUCGGUACAAACCGAGUACGGACUGUACGCACUCGUCGAUGUUGUCUUCCGAGCUGUGCUGAAGACGCCGCGACUGAUCGACAUUUGCGCUGACGCAUGCGCAGUGCUUGACAAACUCCAGGUAAAGUCAGAUCGCAGAGACGGCACGGCCGUCAGCUUCGGCGACUUCAUGCUGACCCGGCUGUCGCGUGGCCUCGCGCCCGUCAACCGGAACACACUCUCGCGGGAAGACCUGCUGCAUCACCUGGAGACGGUGGACGACCCCGCGGAGCGCCUACGCCAGCUGCGGGAGCUGACAGACUGCUGGCGACAGGCCGAGAGGCGGCGCUGCGUCUGCCUGCUGCUGCUGGCAGCGCUCAUCCGCCGAAACUUGGUACAAGUCCGGGAUGCACAGAUCUGCUUUAGCGAGCUGGAGUUAGAGCUGAGGCCGAAAGGUAAAAAACUUCGCAGUGUGAAGCUGUUCGAUGACGACAACGGCCCGGAGAUGGACGCUGUGGAAGAAGCUGCCGAGGAGAUAAUCGAUCUCAUCUCACCUCCCGAAAAGUGUGAUAUGCCGCUCACCUACUGCCUCCAAAGGGCCUACGACCGAUUCGCUAUGAAUGACUCAAUAGAGGCUUUUCUGAAGUUGGUGGUUGGUGGUGGCGAGCUUGAGGCGAAUGAUGAAGCACGAAAGACGUCUCUCGGAAGUACGAAGGAGGAUAGUGCACCUGCGGAAGGAGAUGACCUGAGUCACGAGGCUGAGGGGCAAACCGUGAGGCCGUUCAAGGGGUAGUGCUAUCCGUGAUAACGGCAGUGUGAACACACAGAAGUGCCUAAAAUAUGCAUCACUGAGGAAGUGAACACUUAGACGAUAACGCUUCCCUACAGGCGAGAGAACUUAGUACGCAGCAGCUCCCGAGGCAUUUGCUAUGAGGGUGAAGUACUGCCUUAUGUGAUGCCAUGUGGUUCUUUUAAAAUGAAGCAUGAUAUGCUGGCUUGUGAGAUAAGAUGUGAUACGAGGCAAACUGAUACUCUCUGAAGAGUAAAACAGCGAAUGUUAUUAAAAAGUUCGAGCCAGAUGAAAGAUGGAACUGUGAAAAAAAUGAGAGCAGUGAAUGCUGGAGGGAGAGGAGACCUUGCGCUAUGCCAUUGCCUAAAAGAAGUUAUGAUUUGUUGUGAAGGAUGAGGAAUCAGGAAUCGUCUUCUGUCGCCUUGUUGAUGCUAGGCCAGUCAGCUGAAUUUGUCCUGGUUAUUAACACCAUUGUGUUUAAUUUGCGAAAUUUCAUUGCGAAUUAUUUAUAAGUGCGUAGUAGAUAGUACGAUGUAUAAAGGAAUCCCUUUUCUAUUUCGCCUAUGUAUAUGUGAAAAUGCUGAUAGUUGUGUCGAGGGUUAUGUUCGUCUUGUUGAGAGGUACGCCUAAUGAUAUAUUUUCCACACGAC